Messenger RNA from Sturnus vulgaris (Common starling), 5003 nucleotides. The record is from RefSeq and is a predicted model, not a curated record. Lineage: Eukaryota; Metazoa; Chordata; Aves; Passeriformes; Sturnidae.
AAACAGACACUGUGGGAAGCAGAAUGUCGGAAGAUAUUGAAGAAAUUGAAAAAGAAGUAGAAAUGGAAUUAGACAGAAUCAGUGUUUCUUCGUUUGGAACAGAUGAUCCUGAUACCUCGGAGGUAUCAGACGAGCCCUUCAGUGACAGUGAGACAAUUUCAGAUGACUUACCAGAAUCAGUUCUCUCCUAUUUAAACUUUAUCAAGAGUAGCAAUCAAGAUGCUGAAAAGCUUAUACUGCAGGACUUGGAAGGUGAGCAAAGUACAAGUAAGCAUUGUGACAUUUAUGGAUUUGUUUCUUGCCAUCCUUUUGAAUCAUAUGAAGAUUCAAAACAAUUUAAUGAAAAGAUACUGCUUGAAGUUGAAAAUGAAGAGUUGAAGAUUGCUAGAACACCUGAUUGUAGACAGUCCAUCAGUGAUGAAGUGGGCACUGAUGACGACUUUCUUACAGCUGAUCUUGAAAUGAGCAUAAGUCUUGCCCAUUGUGAAGUAGAGGAGUGUAGACCAGCAAUUGCACUUGAAGAUGAGAAGAUGAAAAAGUGGAAAGCUGAGAGAGAAUCACGAGAAAAAAAGAAUGAAGAGGAACACGCAAGAAGAUUGCAGCAUCUGGAGCAAUUUGAGGCUGAAAGAAUAAAGUUAGAUCUUCUUCAUAAGAAACGCCAAGCUGCAAUAGAAGAUGAGUUACAGAAGGAAGAGGAAGCUUGGAGAGACAAAAUGAGGCAGCAUGAGGCAUUGAUCUUGAAGCUACAGUUGCAAAUGGAAGAGGAGAAAAAGGCCUUGGAAGAACAGAAAGCAAAAGAAAGACAACAACUGGCUGAACAACAGAAUAUAGCAGCUGUGAAAAUCCAAGCUAGAUUUAGAGCAUUUUUAGUCCGUAAAAAAUAUGCUCCCAUUUUAAAACAAUGGAAAUAUGAAAUAAGAAAGAAGCAGAAAAUACUAGAGGAAAUAGAGAGAGAAAUGAAAGAAAGAGAGGAAAAACUGAACAGGCGAAUGGAAGAAAACAGGUUAAAGAGAAAAGAGGAAAGAAAGAGACAAGAAGAAAUUGAAAGACAAGAAUAUUUGAAACAGUUGAGGAGGUGUGAGGAAUAUGAGAAAAAGAAAGAAAGCCUGAGAUUGGAAAGAGAAAAGCAACUGCAAAUAAGAAGAGAAGAAGAAAAAAAAUUAGAACAAAAAAGAGCAGAAGCUGUGAUGAGUGAAAAUGUAGAAAAUAACACAGGAAACAUAAAAAAGGAUUAUAAGACAGAAAAUAUGAAAGUAAUUAGAGAAGAGAAGGAGGAACUAAAUAAACAAGUAAAGGAACCAAAAGAAAAACAUGCUGAAAUGAUGGAUGAAACAAAUAAUAGGAUGAUGCCAGCAGAAAGAAAUUUGACACCAAGUGUGCUAGGCUCUGAGAAGGAACACUCUUCUCAAAUGAAUAGUGAGAACUUAUAUAUUAAUUCAGUAACACAAGUAGAAGAAAAUUACUCACAAACAAGUUAUCUUGGUAAAGCUUCAAAUGGUCAUAUAUCAAAGGAUGAAUCUCUUAAUUUCAGUGCUAAUUACAUGGUAGAAAAUAAGGCAAAAUGCAUAUGCUGCAGCCCACCAAAUGUCCAGCCAAAUGCUAAUAAUAGAGAAAUUAAAGAUCGAUUUUCUCAGUAUGAAACCAUGAAGAAAACUUUAUUUCUGAUGGAAAGUGCUACUGAAGAAGUCAGAGACACCUGGGACAGCAGUAAUGAUGUGGCAGAUUCUUCUAGUAAAGUAAUUUUUCCUGAUGAUAUUGAAAAGAAGAGAAUAAACUGGAUGAAAACAUGCAAAUCUUGGUCUAAAAUAUAUGAAGAAAACCAAAGAAAACAAGCAAUUGUAAGGAAACGACUAAGGAAAAGUUCAGUUAGCAAGAUGCCUCCACUAAGUACAGAAAAGAUAAUUCAUAGUGGCCCUUGGAGGACCUUGCAACAGGUCACAACCCUUACACUCGAAGAUUUGCCAGCUUGUAGCCUCUCAACCUUAUCUGAGUGUUCAAAUCUUCAAGUUUUGACUCUGAGGCGCUGUGGACUGGUUGCACUGGAAGGACUAAGUAACUGCAAAGACCUGAAGUACAUCAAUGUGGAGGAGAACGGUAUUCAGGUUAUUGACUGUGCAAAUCUAGAAAAUCUCUGUAUUCUCAUUCUGAAUAAGAACAGUCUUUCAUCAGUUUGUGGCUUAGAUGGAUGCAAAAAUCUCCAAAAUCUUGAACUUUCCUACAAUAGAAUCACUCGAAUUGGUGGUCUGGAGUCACUGAAAAAUCUUCAACAAUUAAUUAUGGACCAUAAUCAGUUAAUCAGCACAAAAGGUCUUUGUGAGGUACCUACUCUCAUUCACCUAGACUGCUCUUUCAAUCAUCUCGCACAAGUCGAAGGCAUUGAGAAUUGUGGCCUACUUCAAGUUCUGAAGUUGCAGGGCAAUAAUCUCCAGGAGCUUCCAAGACUGGAAAAUCAUGUUCUCUUAAGAGAGCUAUAUUUGGAUGACAAUAGCAUUUCUUCUAUGAGAAUGCUUUCUUUGUAUUGGUUGCCUCUAUUGCAGAUUCUUUUGCUGUCUCAAAACAGGUUAACUGACCUUGUGCCUUUAUAUUCAUUUGUGUUUUUGGAAAAGCUAGAUAUCAAAAAUAACUGCUUGUCAGAUCUUAAAGAUGUCCAUACAUGGUUUAGUGGCUGCCAUAAACUAAAGGAAUUGUCAUUGAGUGGGAAUCCCCUUCUUCAAGAAAAGAACUGGAGGUCUUCCGUAUUGGAGGUCCUUCCUAAUUUACAGUUGCUUGAUGGUGAAAUCUUAACCCUUCAUACUUUACCCACAACUGAAAAAAUCAAAGCAUCAGAAUUAGGAACUUUUCUUGAACUUUGUCAAGUUCAAAUUGAAGAAUAUAUUCAACUGAAAAAAAAGGCUGCUGAAUUGGAAAUUGCCUCUUCUAUUGAUUCUGCACUGGGACAAUGCUGGUAUUUUAAUCAGUUGAUGAAACUUAGUAUUAAACAUCGAUAUGUACAUGAGUACGGUGAACUAAACAUUACUGACAGAGAUGGACCAGAAGCUCUUCAAAAUCGUUUAAAGCAAACAUCCACUGGCUGCUUACAGGAGAAUAACUUCUUUAUCAUGGAUGUGACAGAAAAUAAACAGGUCUUGUUGGAUCCUUCCAAAAGAUGGAUUACUACUGGUGAUACUCAGGCCACAUUCAUUAACUCCUCCGUACCUGUGCACCAGAAGGAAAAUAGAGGAGAUCAGAGAGUGAAGCAGAAGAGCACUGAAUCUUGUAUUAAUUACAGUGUGGAGAGCAAAGGCAACAAUAACAUGUCAGGCCAACUCAUAUUGCAACAAUCAGUGAUAGUAGCAAGUGAUAUGGGAAAAGAUUUCCAGCACUCUGGGAAUGAUACAGAAAGACUACAUAUGGCAGCAUCCUUGAUCCAGUCGUUUUGGCGGCAGUACCAUAGUCAGAGGAAAAAUGACUACAAUAAAACAGAAAAUCAUCAGUUUGUAAAAGCUUUGAGACAGAAACAUGAAGCUGCCACAGUAAUCCAGGCAUUUUGGAAGGGUUUUCUUUUGCGAAAGAAACUGUCCAGCGCUCUUGCAGAUGUUAAAAGUGAUGAAGUGGAAGAUGAAUAUGAAGAAAUAAAUGUGGAUGCUUUCACAUUUUCUGAAGCUGCAUUAGAGAAGGAAUGGCUAACUCUAGAUUCCACCCGUUUCCCUUCAAAAACACUCCUGCUCUCAAACCAGCUGCACUGGCCAAAGUCUUCUAGGCCUUCAGAUUCCAGAGAACAUUCAAAUAGUUUGCCAUUAGCACCACAAGAAGUUUGGCAGUGUGCUAACAGACCACAUUCAUACUCAGCAGAAAAAAUCCAUUUUCAUAGCAGGUCAGGGAAGGAAACAAUGUCACAGCUUUCUAACUGGAAAGAAAAAAAGGAAUUUUUAUUUAUGUCUGAAAAAGAAGAGAAAAUAUCAGAAGAAUGGUAUGUUUAGCUCUUUUAUAAUACAUGUGAAAUAUUUAGUAAGUUAUUUUCUUCCCUUAGGGGUUUCAAGGAUAUUUCUACUGCACAGCUAAUGCUGAAGAGGGCCCAUAAAAUGAAACCUAAAAAAUGCAGUAAUAAAAGUUUAGACCCAGCUGUGCGCCUGGCGUUGUUCAAAAACAAUGAAAAUAAACAUCUCUCUGUGAAACCACCAGGGAAGACACAGCCUAUAAGUGCUGGUUACUUUGAAGGUAAAAAAAUUUCUCAGCUGGAUACUGCUUUAGAUGAGAAAUUACAGAGAGAAGACUUCGCAUACCAAUGGCUUCAUGCACAGUUUUUGGAUUAUGAAGCAGCCAGUUCCAGAAAUUCGAAGUGCUGUCAUUUUUUGCCUGAGCUAGAUCCUGCGAUAUGUGACAAUAAACAAGUACAACUUGUGGCAAGUCCUGUAAGCAGAGAAGACAUGGAUUUAGACCUUGUUUCCAUGGCCAGUAGAAGUGCUUUGACUGAGAACAGAGAAAAAAAUAAGCCACCACACAGACACUCAGCAAGAUCCUCAAAAAAUAAUAUUUCUACUCCAGAAAAACCGUAUUUGGGUCCAUCUCAUAGAGAACGGAUAUCAUUUCGAGACCAUCCAGUGCAGCUAAGUGGAGGAUGGGGAGCAGGCAAAAAAAGGCAAAAGCUUAAAAAUAUGGACAAAGAGAUGGAGAGGGUAAUGGGACUUGAAACUUCAGUCAGUAAAGAACAUAAAUUCUUGCAUUGUGCUGUUUUAAAAAUGUACUUAAAUUAAUAUGUGAUGUUAUUUGAAUGGGAUACAUUUCUUUUCAUACGAAGUCAGAAAAAUAUGCUAAGUGUAGGGAAGGAGACAGGUUCUGUGAGAGGUGCGGCUGCGGCCGGUGCCAGCUCGCAGAGGCUGCGUGAGCCCCGCUCCGGAGCGACACCGAGGGGCUGUGUCCGGGAAGCCGGCACAGAUCCUGGCUUCCAUUCCACCAGCGACAGCUUCAUUCUCCAGUGCAGGUCCAGCCCCAUGGAUUUCUAUGCGACAUUUGACCGAAAAUAA